Spodoptera litura is the source of this 855-nucleotide messenger RNA. RefSeq names its product trypsin CFT-1-like. Gene Ontology annotation, molecular function: serine-type endopeptidase activity. NCBI's taxonomy places the organism in Eukaryota, Metazoa, Arthropoda, Insecta, Lepidoptera, Noctuidae. Gene Ontology annotation, biological process: proteolysis. The record is from RefSeq and is a predicted model, not a curated record.
UACGGACCACGGAGCACUGAUUACAACAUUCGUGGUGGAGCAAUAUCACAAUGCAUAUUAUUGGCUUAGUAGCCCUUUGCCUAGCGACCGCUGCGGCUGUCCCCACCGGUGGUCAGAGAAUAGUGGGUGGUUCAGUCACAACAAUCGACCAGUAUCCCACAAUCGCUGCACUCCUGUAUGCGUUUGAUUGGAUCAAUUCCCAUCACACCUGUGGUAGCAUCAUUAUUAAUAACCGAUCCGUGCUCACUGCCGCUCACUGCAUCGAGAAUGAAGCAGCUGGCAGGUUUAGAAUCCGCGUAGGUUCUUCUUUCCGAAGCAGUGGCGGUGUUGUCCAUAAUGUUAAUUUGAACAUCCUCCACCCUGCAUACAGCUCUAGAACUAUGGAUAGUGAUAUUGCUAUCCUUCGCUCCGCAACCGCUUUCUCCUUCAACAACAAUGUCCGCGCUGCCUCCAUCGCUGGUGCCAACUACUUCCCCGCUGACAACCAAGCUGUCUGGGCUGCUGGAUGGGGCGACACUUACUCUGGUUCCAGUGCGGGCUCUGAGCAACUCCGUCACGUUCAGAUGGUAGUUAUCAACCAGGAGAUAUGCAGACGUCAGUACGAAAAUUCUUUCUACUCAGUUAACGACAACAUGAUAUGUUCUGGCUGGCCCAACGGUGGGCGUGAUACUUGCCAACGUGACUCUGGUGGUCCAUUGUAUCAUAAUGGGGUCGUUGUUGGUGUCACCUCCUUUGGCAUGCGAUGUGCUGAUCCUAAUUAUGCAGGUGUUAGCGCUCGUGUAUCCCGUUUCUCAUCUUGGAUCUCUGCUAAUGCAUAAGACUGGUUUGUUUUAAUAAUAAAUGUCAUAUGAAAUU